Messenger RNA from Dicrocoelium dendriticum, 1087 nucleotides. The record is from the annotation of a GenBank genome assembly. NCBI's taxonomy places the organism in Eukaryota, Metazoa, Platyhelminthes, Trematoda, Plagiorchiida, Dicrocoeliidae.
CAGCAUUUCAUCCACGAUUAAUGUGAUGGCGCCGCUUUCGAGAUUGCUUGCUCUUCAAUUUUUUGUUCAAUCGCCUCCUGUACGCAUCUUUGGAAUUGCAAAGAAAACAAGGAUGAAUGCCUUGUCGUCCUCUGAUAAGGAGCUACUUCUUGGUCCCUUGUUGAACGAACAUUCUUGGAUCUCUUUUCCUGAACAUCGUACAGGCGAUGCAAUUAAGAAGUCGUUCGUUUUUAAAAACUUUGACGUUGCUUUUGAAUUCAUGCAAGAUGUCGCUGCGAAAGCCAAGGAAAUGAAUCAUCACCCUGAAUGGUUCAACGUCUACAAUAAGGUGGAUAUCGUGUUGACAACGCACGACGCCGGGGGUUUGUCAAAAAAAGACAUCGAACUAGCAUUAUUCAUCAACGAUGCUGCAUCGAAACACAACGCAAAACUACCGCAUCAGUAGUGAACAACACAAGAACUGACGACCGGUGUCGAUGCUGCCCUUUCUGGAUGCGAAUUGUUUUGACUUUUGUUUCGAUUUACAUGUGUGUGCUAACUGAACCUGGUCGUCCACCUGUCCUUUUCUGACAUCGCCUUUCCACUACUCAAAUCCGAUGGCUGACGAGGUGUCUUGCUCCUCUGCCGAAAUUUGCCAUGAAUCCCCUUGUGGAUUAACUCAUGCGUCGUUUAGGUCACAGAUUAUUGAUCGAUCUUUUUGCAUUAUUUUGCUACCUAACUUUGUCUACAUCACUGCCUUCCUACUUUCUUGGUCAAACGGGCAGUUAUCCAUCCGAUUCAUACUUUUGCGCACCUAUCGCUGCAACGCCUUGGCUGUAGUCCAUAACUGAUACACGCGUAGAGUACAUUUGACCGAGGAAUUCUUUUGAUGACAUCCUGGGUCCACCUUUUGCGAUGUAUUGUUAUUCGUGCCUUGCACUCAAUAAGGCGAUUUCGUGUGGGGGUGCACUUAGUUUAUAGCUCUCGUCCGUCACUUCUGCUCGAUUGUCCCAUAGUUAUCUGGAUAUGGUAAUUUCCAAGGUUUUAAAAUACAAAUCGGUUUUUCUAUAGGCUUGUAUUGUGACAACGUUUCGCCCUUGACACAAGA